Sinocyclocheilus grahami is the source of this 1744-nucleotide messenger RNA. Its product is annotated as ganglioside-induced differentiation-associated protein 1-like. Gene Ontology annotation, biological process: mitochondrial fission; mitochondrial fusion. The coding region runs from base 187 to 1269 and encodes 360 amino acids. Gene Ontology annotation, cellular component: mitochondrial outer membrane. The transcript has 7 exons. The record is from RefSeq and is a predicted model, not a curated record. Lineage: Eukaryota; Metazoa; Chordata; Actinopteri; Cypriniformes; Cyprinidae.
CGCCGUUCAACACACUGGCUGUGUCUCAAAACCUAGUGCGCUGACUACCUAGACAGCAUUUGUGGCUCAGCACACGCGUCCGUGAUUUCAAUAAACACUGCAGCGCGUUUGAUGCGCAAGAAUUCUGCACGCGCGUAACAUACACUAACAUACCGUCGAAGGCGACUAGGUUUUGAGACACGGCCAAUGACUGAUAAAAUGGCGGAGGAAAACAUCGGUGAAUCUCAGGAUGAGAAGGAAACCCUAAUAAAGAAGGAUGCACUGUCUCAGGACAGCGGUGAGGUUGUCGAGAGAACAAAAAACAAAGAGUCUAAACUGAUUUUGUAUCAUUGGACUCAGUCUUUCAGCUCUCAGAAGGUGAGACUGGCAAUAGCUGAGAAAGGUCUUCAGUGUGAGGAGAAUGAUGUGAGUCUGCCUCUGAGUGAACACAAUGAGCCCUGGUUUAUGCGUCUGAACCCCACUGGAGAGGUUCCUGUGCUGGUUCACAAUGACAAUGUCAUCUGUGACCCCACACAAAUCAUGGACUAUUUGGAGCAGAACUUCUGUGAUGAGCAUACCCCAAAGCUGAUCCCAGAAGAGGGAAGCACGUAUUAUCAUCGAGUUCAGCAUUACAGAGAACUGCUGGACUCACUGCAGAUGGAUGCGUACACCCAUGGCUGCAUCCUUCACCCAGAGAUCACCGUAGACUCCCACAUCCCAGCUUACGCCACCACCCACAUUCGCACACAGAUUUUAAACACGGAAUCUGAGCUUAAGAAGCUAGCAGCAGAGAAUCCCGAUCUUAAAGAUGCUUAUAUUGCAAAACAGAGACGUCUGAAAAGUAAAUUGUUUGACCAUUAUAACAUGAAAUACCUGAAGAAACUCCUGGAUGAACUGGAGAAUGUUCUGGUUUGUGUGUCAAGUGUUGAAGCCUACAAAGAGGGCAGUCAGCAGGCUUGGCUCUGUGGUGACUUCUUUAGCAUUGCUGAUGUCUCUCUCGCUGUCAUCCUUCACCGCCUCAAGUUCCUGGGUCUGUCCCGUCGGUACUGGGGAAAUGGGACCCGGGUCAACCUGGAAACGUAUUAUGAGCGUGUCCUGAACCGGCCGACUUUCCGCAGAGUGCUUGGACAAGUCAAUAACAUCCUCAUAUCCGCUGUGCUGCCCACCGCAUUCAGGGUGGCAAAGAAAAAGGCUCCAGCCUUUGUUGGUGCCACUUUAUUGAUUGGCUUGAUAGGGGGCGCCACUUACCUGGCUUUCAGUUAUUUUAAAAGGAGACUUCUCAUAUCUUGAGACAGCUAUUGGGACUGUCUCAACAUAAGGUAUGUUUAUUAUCACAUUCGGCUCAUAUACACUGUACCAGUUUGAUGAUUAUUGCACAAGAAGCACUUUUUUUUGCCAUAAUAAGAAGCAAAGCAGAGAAACAGACACAGUGCAUCUUUUCAUUGUUACAGUUCAUUAAACAGACUUAAAUGGCUUCAAUUCAUACUGUAGGUCCUUUAUGGUCAAUGUGUUUUGUGCUAAAAUGUCAGUAUUAAUGUCUGGUCACAAUUACAGUAGAAUCAGUUACAGAAACAAAACUCUCCGAUUUUCUCACAUCAAUUUUGUAUAAUCCAACAUCCUUUCAUAUACACAAUAAUGUAUAUGUAGGAUGAUAAUUGGUCUGUUCUGCAUUAGUAUCUAUUAAUUCAGUCAUGCUUUUCACUUAAUAAGUCAAAGGAUAUUCAAUACUACUGUAUAUGCAACAGUAAUUUCUCUGCACAGAAGU